AUGUCUACUUCACCCUCUUUCAACUGCAAACAACUAUCCAGCACGGGCUUGAAACCCAAUUUAAAAGCGGAUUUCAAUGGAAUUCACGAUGAAACCAACAAGGAAAACAUGCAUGCAAUAGAUAAAGUGGAAAUGGUCGAUGCAAAUGCCGCUGAGGAGGAGGAGGAACCUUUGUUGAGAGAUAAUCCUUCCAGAUUCGUGAUUUUUCCAAUCAAAUAUGAGGAAAUCUGGCUUUUUUAUAAAAAGUCGGUUGCUUCCUUCUGGACGGUCGAAGAGGUGGACCUGUCAAAGGAUCUAACCCAUUGGGCGUCUCUGAAUGACGGGGAACGCCAUUUUAUCUCUCACGUUUUGGCCUUUUUUGCAGCCUCCGAUGGAAUUGUAAAUGAAAAUUUAGUUGUUCGCUUUGCUAGGGAGGUGCAAAUCCCAGAGGCUCGUUUCUUUUACGGGUUCCAAAUCAUGAUGGAAAAUAUCCAUUCUGAGAUGUAUUCCCUUCUGAUUGACACAUAUAUUCGCGAUGAGCAGGAGCGUCUAAAAUUGUUCAACGCCAUCGAAUAUAUCCCUAGCAUUGAAAAAAAAGCCAAAUGGGCUUUGAACUGGAUUGCAAAUCCAGAUGCCCCCUUUUCGCAGAGACUGGUUGCAUUUGCCGCAGUUGAGGGCAUAUUCUUUUCCGGGUCGUUUGCAGCCAUCUUUUGGAUAAAAAAGCGCGGUCUGAUGCCUGGGCUUACUUUUUCCAACGAGCUGAUCAGUAGAGACGAGGGUCUACAUACCGAGUUUGCUUGUCUAUUACAUUCCCACCUGAAAAAGCCGGCAGAUCCGGCGAUUAUAUAUGCCAUUAUCGAUGAGGCCGUUAGUAUUGAACAGUCUUUUUUGGUUGAUUCUCUGCCGGUCGACCUAAUUGGUAUGAAUUCCACCUUAAUGAAGCAGUAUAUCUGCUUCGUUGCCGAUAGACUUCUGCUCUCACUUGGUUUGUCAAAACUGUAUAAUGUCGAAAACCCGUUUGAUUUCAUGGAUUUAAUUUCCAUGUCAGGAAAAAGCAACUUUUUUGAAAAGAAAGUUGGCGAAUAUCAAAAGUCUGGCGUGAUGCAAAAGCCGUCCGACCGCCGCUUCAGCCUUGAUUCUGAAUUCUAA
Messenger RNA from Mitosporidium daphniae, 1128 nucleotides. RefSeq lists its product as uncharacterized. The record is from RefSeq and is a predicted model, not a curated record. Gene Ontology annotation, molecular function: oxidoreductase activity. NCBI's taxonomy places the organism in Eukaryota, Fungi, Microsporidia. The transcript has a single exon. Bases 1 to 1128 code for a protein of 375 amino acids. Gene Ontology annotation, biological process: deoxyribonucleotide biosynthetic process.